Molecule: messenger RNA, 1035 nt
Organism: Perkinsus marinus ATCC 50983
Lineage: Eukaryota; Perkinsozoa; Perkinsida; Perkinsidae
Exons: 4
Coding region: 14-313 (99 amino acids)
Source: RefSeq, a predicted model, not a curated record
AGAGCGUUUCUAAAUGGAUAUGUUGUCUUCUACCGACUUUACCGUAAGAGCAGUUGAACCACCAUCCUUACACCCAGCCGCCCGGCGUGCCUCUCACCCGCCUUCCCCCCGUUACAUCGGCAGGCGGAAGAUCAGUGCGUGCAGCGGCCGUGCUCGCCUAGCGACCGUACCCGAGACCAGUCAAGUCGUCAUGCCCGAUGUGCGUACUCCGAUCAUCUACGAUGAUGAUGACUGCCUCGUGAAUGCGUCUGACAUUCGUGACAUGGUUCGAAGGUGCAUGGUGCGAGCGUGCAUUCAGGUCACAUCUAGAUAAAAUAGCAGAUACUGUACUUUUUCAACAUCCCCCCUCUGUGGAGACCCUUCCCAUUCGCUGAAUGGUUGUUAUUAUUCGGUAGCCUUAUUUUUUUGGUUCUAUAGGAGGACACAUCGCCUGGCUCUCGCGAGAGCCCCCGCUUUUCUCCAUCCCAUCGCGUUGCUAUGGCGUUCAUCCUAUUCUGUAUCUUACGGUCUGUAUAUAGGAAGACUCAAGAUGCUCACAUUCUCGUGCCGUCUGUUUGCUAUGAACUGUACUGGAAGAUAGUUCAUGCAAGUACUUCUGCCAUAUUCCCUUUGUGAAUAUUGCUACUGCUGCUAUCACCGAGACACCCCGUAAGCGUUGUAAUCUAUCCGUCGUGGUAUAGUUACUGUCACACCUCCUUUUUUUGAGUUUGAUGCUCAUCACAAUCAUCCGCAUAGUAGAAGUGUUUAUCGUAUACUCGUUUGCUAUUGUACAUAUUAGUCCGAACGACUAUGCCACGAUAGAUUCUGGUCCCUUAUUUCGUGAGUUCAACUUUGGAAGCAUGUCCUGGUUGACUAAAGCGACCAUUGGUCAUCACUUGCUGUAUACUAUCAUUUCGAUCUUUGUUGAAGGCGUGUAAGGAAGGACAGGAUAUUGUCCGUCUUGAUAGUUUCCUAUUAUGGAAGAUACAUAACUGUUCUUCAUCAUUAUCUAUAUUCUGACAUUCGCAUAGUAAGUCAGGACGGAAGAUCUCAUCC